UCUAUUUGGGCCAAGAAAUAUCUAUGGAGGGAAGGAGAAUGACAACAGAGCGUGUAGAAGCAUUACGACAACUUCCAAAACCUCUAACAGUUACAGGAAUGCGGAAGGUGAUGGGACUUUUCAACUAUUGUCGUCAGUAUAUACCCGAAAAACUGACUUCAGCUCCAGCUUUGGGACUUCCCGAUGGACGAUUGCCGUUUCAUUUGUGGACCAGUGUAGGAGAUGAGACGUAUUCAGCAGUACUGUGUCAAAAACCAGGUGAUCGAUACAGACCAGUUGGAUACUUUUCCACAAAGAUUCCUGUCACUAUGAUUGGGCAACCACGAUGUAUACAAGCUCUCGAUGGUGCCACAUGGGCAGUGGAUGCUGUUGAGAAUCUGAUAGGAGCACAAACUAUCAUAUUGCACACUCCACACAGUAUAGUGACAUUGUUGAACAACACAAACAUCAAAACCAUAACCGAUGCAAGAAGAGCAAAAUGGGAAGCUACUUUGUUGAACAAGGAUUUGAGAGUGGAAAUCAUCAGAGACACGUCUCUUAACCCUGCAACAAUGAUGCUGGAACCACAUGAGGGAAUACCACAUGAGUGUGUAAAACAAGUAGAAGAAGAUAGCCUUGGUCCUGUUAAUCCAAUCCCUCUUGAAAAUCCAGACAAGGAGUUAUGGGUUGAUGGAUCCAGUUACUAUGUUGAUGGAAAACGACACACUGGAUGGGCUGUAGUGCAAGCUGAUGGAACUGUUGUGAAGAAAGGAGCUCUUCCUGGCAAACUUUCAGCACAAGUAGCCGAGCUUAUAGCACUUACAGAAGCUCUUGAAUUAUCUGAAGGAGAACGAGUCAACAUCUAUACAGAUAGUCGAUAUGCUUUUGGUGUGGUCCAUGACUAACUUGCCCUGUGGAAGAGACGUGGACUCAUCACCAGCAAUGGGAGCGAAAUACAACAUGCUUCCAUAAUUCGUCGCUUGAUUACAGCAUGUCACUUACCUAGAGAAGCAGCCGUGAUCAAAGUGAAAUCUCAUCAAUCUGACAAGUCCAAAGAAACUCAAGGAAACACGGCAGCAGAUGCAGCAGCUAGAGAAGCAGCUCUACUCCAUCCUACUCCUGUUACCCUGGUAAAGGAAAAUACCAAGGAUAAUCCUGAGCUCCAUCUUCUGUCAUAUCAAUUGGAGACAGAUGAAGAGAAAGAACAAUGGAUAAAAGCGGGAGCGAAAGAGGAUGAUCAAGGAAUCUGGAGAAUUCCAACAGGACAAGUAGUGAUGCCUAUCGGAACAAGAAGAGAACUAAUGCAGCUGUAUCAUGGAAAAGUGCAUGCUGGAGCAAAAGCAAUGAAAGCUCAAAUCAGUGAAACUUGGUGGUGGCCAAGAAUGAUGAGAGACAUUGAUGAUUAUUGUAGAAGAUGUUUGAUAUGCCUCAAAGCAAAUGUGGGAAAAUCUGUAAAGGUGCGAAUGUCACAUGCACCUAGACCAACAGGUCCGUGGACACAUCUCCAAAUUGAUUUCACAGGACCUUUGUCACCUAGUGGAGGGUAUCAGUAUAUACUUGUAAUCAUGGACA
Molecule: messenger RNA, 1551 nt
Organism: Pimephales promelas (fathead minnow)
Lineage: Eukaryota; Metazoa; Chordata; Actinopteri; Cypriniformes; Leuciscidae
Source: RefSeq, a predicted model, not a curated record